Molecule: messenger RNA, 1549 nt
Organism: Racocetra fulgida
Lineage: Eukaryota; Fungi; Glomeromycota; Glomeromycetes; Diversisporales; Gigasporaceae
Source: the annotation of a GenBank genome assembly
AUGCCAACAAACUGGGAAGAUUUGCUAUGGCGUCCGUUGCAUACCGUAAAAGCUACCAUGGAUUAUCAAAGCGAUCAUCCUAUGGAUUUAUGUUUUGAAGUUGGUGAUAUUAUUGACGUCCUUGGUAUCGAAUGUCAUGGCGCAAAAUCAAAGAAUUUUGGUUCAUUUCCAAAAAUCUUUGUCGAAAUAAUCGAUGAAUCUCCUCAAAAAUCAUCUAAACCUAAAAAAAUUACAAAUCCUUGGUUUAAAGAUGAGCUUCAAAAGGCUUUAGGACAACAGAGUGAGAAUGUUAUCCCGAAAUCGAAACCGAUCGUUAAUUCAAAAUCUUUGGUUAAAUCUCAACCAUCUGCUGAUAAACUACCACCGCCACUACCUUCACGUGAAAAACUUAUGAGCCGUCAAAAUUCUACAUCUUCAAAUUCAUCUAAUUCUAUCGGUAGUGAAAAAAGCAGCAGCAAAGCUUCAACCGCCUUUUCACUCGACAGUGAAACACUUGUUGAUGAGUCUGAAGAGGAUCCUGAUCCUAUUAGGUAUUACUACGAUUUUUCAACUGUUGAUGAAUAUGCUCGUGAAACUCCUGAAUCUGAAACAAAAUCUGAAGCAAGAUUAGCGAAUUAUUUGACUUCAGUAUGGGACGAUGACAUAUAUAAAUUACGUGCCAUUUUCGUAUGGAUCACUGAUAAUAUCUCAUAUGAUUGUAAAUCAUUUUUUUUGGGAAGAUUAUCGGAUAAGUCAGCAAAAGAUGUUUUAAAAACCAAAACUGCUGUAUGCGCUGGAUACGCUAAAUUGUUUUAUGAAUUAGCAAAUGAAGCUGGUUUACAUGUAUGGCAAAUUUCGGGAAAUGCAAAGGGUGCGGGUUUUCAAGUCGGUGAUACUAUUGAUCCAAAUGAUCGUGCUUACGCUCAUGCAUGGAAUGGUGUUUUAUACAAAGGAGAAUAUCUCUUAAUAGAUUCUACUUGGGGUGCUGGAGAUGUAAAUAAUAAACAAUUCAAUAAAAAAUUCCAACCUUUUUACUUCCUUACUUCUCCGACAAAAUUUAUUUAUUCCCAUUUUCCUGAAAAAUCAAGUCAACAAUACUUGCAACCUACUAUCACAAGAAAAGAAUUUAAUAAUCAGCCUCAUUAUAAAGCCGAUUUCUUCUAUGAAGGUCUUAGAUUUUUAAGAUAUCAUGGUACCGAAGUAAAUGCGAUUGACGAUAACAUAACCUUAGAUUUAGAGCAGUCAAUUGACGAUGGUAGAGUAAAUAAAGUAACUGCCUCUUUGGAAUGGAAAGGACAAAAAAUAGAUGCUUUUUCACAAAGAUUGGCUAUUCCGGGUCCUAAUGGCGGAAUUUUACAUCGGUUAAGAAUUGGUUGUCCUACUCGUGGAGAAGGAAAACUUCAAUUAUUUUACUUUAAAGAAGGCGAAGAACGGCAAACUUUUCUUGAACCAUUAAUGGAUAGGAAUGAUUCUGAUAGAUGUAUUACCAUGGCUUGUGAUGUGAUGACGAAUUAUAAAGGAACUUGGAAUUUAGGUGUUAAAAAUGGCAAUGGGUACAAUUUUUUGGCAA